This is a messenger RNA of Mycosarcoma maydis (corn smut), 1791 nucleotides long. RefSeq names its product putative amidophosphoribosyltransferase. NCBI's taxonomy places the organism in Eukaryota, Fungi, Basidiomycota, Ustilaginomycetes, Ustilaginales. Gene Ontology annotation, cellular component: cytoplasm. The record is from RefSeq and is a predicted model, not a curated record. Gene Ontology annotation, molecular function: amidophosphoribosyltransferase activity. Bases 1 to 1791 code for a protein of 596 amino acids. The transcript has a single exon. Gene Ontology annotation, biological process: purine nucleobase biosynthetic process; purine nucleotide biosynthetic process.
AUGUGUGGAAUCACCGCCCUCCUUCUCGCUUCCACCGAGCAGUCAGCUGCGCCCGAGAUCAACGAGGCUCUCUCGCUCCUCCAACAUCGUGGUCAGGAUGCUGCUGGUAUUGUCACUUGUGGUAGCAAGGGCCGCUUCCACCAAUGCAAGGCAAACGGUAUGGUUCGUGAUGUCUUUGACGUCAAUGCCAUCGCCCGUCUCCAGGGUAGCAUGGGUGUAGGUCACGUCCGAUACCCCACCGCUGGUUCCUCGGCCCACUCGGAAGCCCAGCCGUUCUACGUCAAUUCUCCCUACGGCAUCACGUUUGCCCACAACGGUAACCUGAUCAACACCGACGAGCUUCGUCGCUUCCUCGACGCCGACGCUCACCGUCACAUCAACACCGACUCGGACUCCGAAGUUCUGCUCAACAUCUUUGCCAACAACUUGCAAAAGACGGGCAAGUUUCGUAUCAACGAAGAGGACAUCUUUACCGCGAUUCGUGACCUCAUGAAGCAGUGCAAGGGAGGCUACACCUGCGCCGCUAUGAUCGCCGGUUUCGGUAUCAUUGCCUUCCGUGACCCCAAUGGUAUUCGUCCUCUCGGCAUGUGCUCGCGUCCCUCAUCGGCUACCAACACCGAAUACCUCGAAGGCCACGCCAAGGACUACCUUUUCACCUCGGAGUCGGUCGUCUGUGACGCGCUCGGCUUUGAAGACUUUGAGGAUAUCAAGGCGGGCGAGGCCGUCAUCAUCACAAGGCAAGCCGUCUCGCGACGCAUCCUCACGCCUCCCGCCGACUCGGACGACGCCUUUGCCUUCUCGCCCGACAUUUUUGAGUACGUCUACUUUGCGCGUCCCGACAGUGUCAUGGAUGGCGUUUCGGUCUACCGCUCGCGCAUGGCCAUGGGCGACAAGCUUGCUGACGAGGUACGUCGCCAGCUUCAAGCCACCGGUGAAACCGUCGAUGUGGUGAUCCCCGUUCCAGAUACCUCGCGUGUGGCCGCGCUUCAGCUUGCACAGAACCUCGGCGUCCCCUAUCGCGAAGGUUUCAUCAAAAACCGCUACGUCGGUCGAACCUUUAUCAUGCCUGGCCAAAGUGUGCGUCGCAAGAACGUGCGUCGUAAGCUCAACGCCAUGGCGCUCGAAUUUAACGGCAAGAACGUGCUCAUCGUCGACGACUCGAUCGUAAGAGGCACCACUUCGAAAGAGAUCAUCCAGAUGGCGCGCGAUGCGGGCGCCCGAAAAGUCAUCAUGGCCUCUUGCGCGCCACCGAUCCGCUACUCGAACGUCUACGGUAUCGACAUGCCUUCGCGUCAAGAGCUCGUUGCCUACGGACGCACCGUCGAGCAAGUCGCCGACUACAUCCAGGCUGACAUGGUCAUCUACCAGACGCUGGAGGACCUCAUCGAUUCGGUGCAGCAGUUCAACCCCGAACUCAAACAGUUUGACUGCUCUGUCUUUGACGGCCAGUACAUCACCGGCGGUGUCGAUGCCGCCUACAUUGCGCAUCUCGAGCACCUGCGCAGUGAAAAUGCCAAGGCGAAAAAGGAAGCCGCCAAGAUCCCCGUCAUCGCAGAAAGCCAAAAGAAGAUCUACGCCAGCCGCGCCAGCCCUUCCGCCUCGAGCGUCGCCGCCGACGACAAGCUCGCCAACGACGCUUCAGCUGCAGUGCUCAACGGCACCAACGGCAAUCGCAAACGCCGAUUGAACGACGACGAGCUUGAGGAAGAGGAAAAGCAGCAGAACGUCGGCUGCUCCGGUCCCAUGAACGGCGCAGACGACAUCGGUCUCUUCAACAGUUGGACUCGUUAA